GGAAAGGGCAGUGAAUGACCCCACCACCACCACCACCACCAUCCAAUCCAUCGAUGCGGGAAAGCUUGUUCGUGCCAACAUCGUGUUGCCUGCUGCUUGCUGCGCGUUUGUCCCCUCGUCUCCAUCUUCGUGUCCUUCAUCGACUCUGUCUUCGCCCCGUAUCCGCCCAUCAAAUACGACAGGCGGCAUCACGUCGGCCGCCGAAUAGUCGCUCUCGCACUGCGUCUAGCUGCUACUGCUGCUGCUGGCCCGCCUAGCUGCCGCUGACACGUUAAUUACGCGCGCAACAAAAAAAAUCAUCUCGAAAAGAUACACGCAUAACACGCUGAGGAAGACGGGACGACGACAACGACGGAUAGGGAGGGACACGUAUAGACACACAGUGCCCUUCUGCCUCGACUCUUUGGCGUACACGGCUGCGCGUGCUGGCUUGGCCAAGUCCUCUCCGGAGCAGCCGUUGAGCCUGCAGGGUUGUCGACACACGCCUACCUACGCGCACAGGCGCGCGCACACUACGCACGCACGGCACCCAUCGAGCGGCAGUGGGCAUCAACGCCGAUCACUGACACCCACGCGCCAAACCGGAGUCGCCUUGCGGCGCGACGACCUCUUUUUUGUUUUCCUUUCCCGCCUCUCUUUGCUCCCGCCAGCGUGCUUGGCCGUCCAUCUAUCUAUCGACCUCUUCGACCAACGAGUCUAUCGAUUCACCGACCUAGAAAGUACACACAACGGCCUCGACGUCCGCGGCUGACCUGCCUGCCUGCCCUGCCGAGCGGCUUGCCGAAACCACCCACCCACGUCGACGACCACCUCGACGACCACCUCGACGACCAUCACCACCACCCUACGUACCACAAAACCACAGCCAUGGCCGCGUCGUCGCUCACCUCGCGGCUCCUCACCGAGCUCCUCCCCCCGGACAUGGCCGCCUCCGUCCGGCGCCACGUCCUGCACCCCAGCUCGCCCGUGCAGUCCCUCGCGCGGGCCGCCUCGGCGCGCGCGCAGUCGCUCUUCGCCUCGACGCUGGCGCCCGCCCUCGAGCCCCUCGCCGACUGGGCCGCCCGCGCCCUCGCCGACAACCAGGGCCUGGCGGGGCUCGUCGCCGCCCUCGCCGCCGUCACGGCCGUCGUCGUCGUCAUGAACUGGCUACGCCGCCUCGUCCUGUGGUGGACCCGCGUCGUCCUGCGGCUCACCCUCUGGGGGCUCGUCGCCCUGCUGCUCUCGUGGGUCUGGAGCAGGGGCGUCAUGGAGAGCGUGCGCGACGCCGUCGUCGUCGCCGGCAAGGUCGCCGGCUACCUCGCCGUCGUGAGGGACGUCUGGGUCGCCGAGUACAACCGCUACGAGGGCCAGCAGAACGUCGGGUAUCGCACGGGCGGUAGCGGCGGCGGCGGGCGCGGGAGGAGCUCGGGGAGGUAG
This is a messenger RNA of Purpureocillium takamizusanense, 1416 nucleotides long. RefSeq lists its product as uncharacterized. NCBI's taxonomy places the organism in Eukaryota, Fungi, Ascomycota, Sordariomycetes, Hypocreales, Ophiocordycipitaceae. Bases 868 to 1416 code for a protein of 182 amino acids. The record is from RefSeq and is a predicted model, not a curated record. The transcript has a single exon.